Triplophysa rosa is the source of this 4870-nucleotide messenger RNA. RefSeq names its product cyclin-dependent kinase-like 5. Gene Ontology annotation, molecular function: ATP binding; protein kinase activity. Gene Ontology annotation, biological process: positive regulation of axon extension; protein phosphorylation; regulation of dendrite development. The coding region runs from base 231 to 3332 and encodes 1033 amino acids. Lineage: Eukaryota; Metazoa; Chordata; Actinopteri; Cypriniformes; Nemacheilidae. The record is from RefSeq and is a predicted model, not a curated record. Gene Ontology annotation, cellular component: dendrite cytoplasm; nucleus. The transcript has 19 exons.
AAUAACGCCAGUGAAUAAACUGUUGCUGUUCUCACCGGUGGCUCUACAUCAGUGCGGCUGCAGGUGCGCGCGGAGGAUGUGACUUUUAUUCACCGGAGAAACGCGUGUGUGUGUGUGAUGGGCUCAUGGUGAUUGGACGCUUCCUGUGAAAUGAUGUACCAGGUCCCCCCAUGCCAGCCUGUAACCACGACGACCACUCGCCUCCGUGAGCCGCUCCUCUGUUCGACUGGAUGAGGAACCCGGCCUCUGGUGAUGUCAUGCACAGGUUCGAGGUUCUUGGUAUCGUGGGUGAAGGAGCCUAUGGUGUGGUCUUAAAGUGCAGACACAAGGAGACAAAUGAAAUCGUGGCCAUUAAGAAGUUCAAGGACAGUGAAGAAAAUGAGGAGGUGAAGGAGACGACCAUGAGGGAGCUGAAGAUGCUCCGCACGCUCAAGCAGGAGAACAUCGUAGAGCUGAAGGAAGCGUUCCGCCGGCGGGGGAAACUCUAUCUGGUGUUUGAGUAUGUGGAGAAGAACAUGCUGGAGCUGUUAGAGGACAUGCCGAACGGAGCUGCACCUGAGAAGGUGCGAAACUACAUCUACCAGCUGAUCAAAGCCAUUCACUGGUGCCACAAGAACAACAUCGUACACAGAGAUAUCAAGCCAGAGAAUCUCCUCAUCAGCGCUGAUGAUGUGCUCAAACUCUGUGACUUUGGUUUCGCUCGGGAUCUCUCUGAAGCCACCGAUGCAAACUACACUGAAUAUGUGGCCACCAGAUGGUACCGGUCACCAGAACUGCUGCUCGGGGCUCCCUAUGGGAAGGCAGUGGACAUGUGGUCAGUGGGGUGUAUUCUGGGCGAGUUGAGUGACGGUCAGCCUUUGUUUCCGGGAGAGAGUGAGAUCGACCAGCUCUUCACCAUCCAGAAGGUUUUGGGUCCUCUGCCUCCAGAACAGAUGAAGCUCUUCUACAAUAAUCCACGCUUUCACGGCCUACGGUUCCCAUCAGUGAGUCAUCCACAAACUCUGGAGAGACGAUAUCUUGGGAUCAUCAGUCCAGUCGUGCUUGACCUAAUGAAGAACUUGUUGCUGUUGAAUCCGAACGAACGCUUUCUGACCGAACAGAGCCUGAACCAUCACGCCUUUCAGACCCAGCGCCUGACGGAGCGACCCGGCCCGCUGACACCCACACCCAUCCGCUCGUCUAAGAGGAAACCUCUCCUGGACAACAGCGCCCCCAGCAGGGGUCAUGGAGUCAAGAGUUCAGGUCACCAUCGCUCCAACAGUCGAGACUGCUCCAGUCUGCCGCGUCACGGGCACGAAGACCUCCACCCGUCCAGCACUGAGGCUUUCCUCAACGGCUCGGCGCCGUCCGCCAACAGCUUGAGUCCGGUUAUGCAUCCCAAAUCCUUUCAGCCACUCAACCGCUCGGCGUCCUGCGGUAAAGACCUGGCGAGCCUGCAGCACGCUAAAGACGCUAAAUCCAAACUCGGUGACUUUGAUUUCGGGAAACCUACGGACGGACCCGGAGCGAAAUACCUGAAAUCCAACACGCCUCGUUCACAGAACCGUCACUCCUUCGUGGAGGGCAAGAACAACACAAUGACAGGAGACAGGGAGAAACUCAGUCGCCACGGCUACGGUGAACCAACGGCGCCACCUGCCUCAUCGGGCGGAAAGGCGUCGUCCUCAUACCUGAGUCUGUCAAAGAGUCACGGAGCGUUAGCGGACGCCAAGUCCGUCAGCAACCUCAGCGACAUGCGCCUCCACCCGGACGACCCCUCCGGGUCUCCACGGUACUUCCCCGGCAGCUGCCUGGACCUCAACAUGAACCUGAACCUGCCGCCGCCGGGCAGCCCGUCCCUGCAGCACGGGGACCGAUCCGGACACAGUCCCGCUGUGGGCCGACGCAGCAAACUGGAGCGAGACGGAAGCGCGGUGGAGACGUCUGGCCGGCGCUCCUCGUCGCGGCAAAAGAGCCAACAGCAGAACGAGGGCAACUCCGGCGACUCGUUCGACCCUGGAGGCGGAGGAGGACUCAACCUCCCCUCCCCUCGGGAUCUCCCGUACGGCGUAGGCUACACCAGCCCCUUCUCCUCCCAACAGCGCCCCCACAGGCAUUCCAUGUACGUGAGAAGAGAACGAGGGCGACCCCACGGGGGCGAGACGGGCGGGUUAGCGGUGGCACAGGGAAUGCCCACCAGAGCGAGCAGUCUACAGCUCCUGACCCCUCAGCUCCAGCAUCGAACCCUGCCGAGACACAUGGGCAGCUCCGUCUCACGCGACGCAGGGUUAGAUGACAUCAGGAACGACACGGCGGCCGCAGAGGUCAGUCACGCGCGACCCUUAAUCCGGGAGUCCACACGGGACAACACUGCCGUCUUUCACACGGCCCGACAAAAGAGCGAGGGGGGCGUGUAUCAAGAGCAGAUCACGGAUGACAGCGGUUCAGCCAAAGAGAACCGAAUGAUUUACAAUGACUCUGUCCCACGCCGGGUUGGGAGCUUCUACCGAGUGCCGUCCCCCAGACCUGAUAACUCCUUCCACGAGAGUUCAGGGGUCACGAUGGACGGCAGCCACAACAUUCACCAACAACCCUAUGACCCCUGGGCGGAGUCUGAGGGGCUGGACAGGAGCCCACCUGAACCAACCAAAGAGAAAGAGAAGCAGGGCUUCUUCAGGUCCAUGAAGAAGAAGAAAAAGAAGUCACAGACGACAGACGCUGGUGAAGACGGAGGUCCAGUCAUGAGAAAACCUCUGUUCCCUCUUUUCUCCUCUCAGAGGAGCUUCACGCGGAGCUCUUCUGAGAGGUUUCGCCCCCUAGUGGCCACACAAAUGGUGGCGAGCGAGGGGCCGGAUCAGGUGCUGAUGCAGAAAUCGGCGCGGCCGUACGGACAUCAGGGCAGCAGACAUCGCACCCGCAGCAGAGACCGAGAGCGCAGCCGUGACAGAGAGACAGACAGAGAGAGAGACACUGACUGGCCUACAGAGAGAAUACCUGACACACACUCUCAGCCUCUGAAGUCCUUGCGGAAGCUUCUUCAUCUCACCUCCUCGUCGUCCUCUAACCAGACCUCCUCAGACCUGCACUAUCCUCUGCCAGCUCAGUCCUCCGCUAAAGGCGGGAGUUUCUCAGAGCCCCGCGGCCUCGCUGGCUCCGUGCAGGUCAAAGGUCGUCAGGCCGGGUAUCCGGCUCCGGGCUCCCUGGAAUCCACCUGGCACUCCACCGCUCUGGGUCGAGCCGAGGGAAACCCGUAUCCCGACCAGCUGACCUCCAAACCGGGCCCGAACGGCUUCAGUCGCCAUUUCCGUUCACGACUGCCAAACUUGAAUGACCUUAAAGAGACGGCGCUGUAAAUGUCACGCGGCGCCCCCUUGUGGACCGUUUCCUUCGUAUAUUAAGGGUAGGCCUAUGUGUCUGGAUCUUUUUUAUUUGAUAGCACUCCUUAUAUUAUUUAUGUAAGUAUUGUAUUUUUUUGUCAUCGGAUAACUACGGUGGAAAAUAAGAUGAUAUUUCUGGAUGUAAAUGGAAAUAUUUAAAUGUAUAGCACUGUAUGUGCAGGCUUUAGUUUCUACUCGGGUUAUAGUAUAUAUUAUCUGCAUAGGUACUCUUAUAUUUGCCUAAACAGGUCGAGCGAUCGAUGUAUAGACGACAGUAUUGACAUUUAUUUUCUAGUGAUAGAAUAAGACUACAGUAGAGAAUUAUCACUUUGUCUUUGAGUAAUUUCUGUUUACAAUUCAGUAAAAUAUUAAGAUAUUAUGACUAACAGGAGCUAACGGUAAGAUUGUAUGUGUGUGUGUGUGUGUGUGUGUGUGUGCGUGCGUGCGUGCGUGUGUGUGUGUGUGUGUGUGUGUGUGUGUGUGUGUGUGUGUGUGUGUGUGUGUGUGUGUGUGUGUGUGUGUGUGUGUGUGUGUGUGUGUGUGCUGCCCAGAUAGCACACGUGUUGUCUAGAUGUUUGUGUUUUAACAUCGUAAGAGGGCGAAUUUAACAUCCAAUCGGUCAAAAUAAGAUGAAUAGCUCUAAAAUUCUCAAACAUGCGUGCGCUCUCUGGGUUUGCUUGAGUCUUUUGUAAGCCUUUAAAAAACCACAGCCAGUGAAAUGUCUCAAGCCUUUUAAAUGAAAACUAAAGCAAAAACGUCCGAUCAUAGAGUACCAAAUCUGACCAAUCGUAUGAAAUGGUUGUGCCUCCACGUGCUGGCCGUCCAUAUCCACUGCAAAAAAAACCCAACAAAACAUUCUUAGUGAAGACUUUUUUUAUUUUUGAAGCCAGAUUACUUUCUAUGAAAUAUACCGUAUGAGCGUCUCUCCCUCAGGUCACGAGUUCUCUGAACACUGCAAAUACAAUUUUACAUGCAAUAUCAGAUGCAGAGGUUAUUUAGAUUGUUAAACGUUUCUGUUUAGGGAAAUAGAGCCAGUGUGUGUGUACGUAAGGAAAAUAAAGAUUUCAAAAAAUGUAUGCAAUAUGUAAUUUAACCGGAUAAUCCUUCUAAAUAAAGAACACGUUUCUCUAGAGAGGAGGCGUGUAUGUGCUCAAUGAUUCAUACACCAGUCGGGUACCAGAGAUGUCAAAGACCAGGAGCUCCUGGAAAGAUGCAGGGCAUCAGCGAUAUGCAUCUCAUUAUUCUCAGAUAUAAUUCAUUCCUCAAAUCAUGUUCAGAAUAUUGUCAAACAUCUGACAAAUAAUGAUGAAUGAUCCGAUAUGUCAUUCCACCGUCUCUGUGCUCCACGUGUCUGUUAUGUAAAGGCUGUGCAAUAGUUUUAAUAUUUGUUGAUUUUUUCCCAGUGUCAUAACAGAAUAUUGUGAUGGAUGAUGUACAGUCUUCAGACUCGGGAGAAGAUCAUUCAAAUAACCAUAUGAUUAUCUGUUUAUUUCAAUAAAACUGUUAGAAAAUUA